AUGCGGCUCUGGCUGCUGGCCGUGCUGGGGCUGGGAGUGCUGGCGGAUGUGUGCCGCGCACGGCGCAGGCCGGUCCUGCCGAUCAUCACCAACAAGACGUUCAUCGACGCGUGCGUCCGGGAGCACAACAAGCACCGCACCGCGGUCCGGCCGGCUGCCGCCAACAUGCUCUACAUGACUUGGGAUGCAGCUUUAGCACGGACUGCCAGGGCAUGGGCAAAAAAAUGCCUUUUUAAACAUAGUCCAUAUUUAACAGAAAAAUUUAUGUCCCAUCCUCAUUAUGGGCAUGUUGGAGAAAAUAUCUGGACUGGACAUUACGGGUUAUUUGGUGUCACUGAAGCCAUCAAAUUAUGGACCGAUGAAGUCCAGCACUACAAUCUUCAGACUAACAAGUGUACUAAAACAUGUGGUCAUUAUACUCAGGUUGUUUGGGAUAAUUCUCAUAAGGUGGGCUGUGCUGUUGUUUUUUGUCAUAUAGCUGCAGGAAUAAGAGAUGCGGCACAUUUUGUAUGCAACUAUGUACCAAGCGGCAAUUACCCAAGAAAACCUUAUAAAGCAGGAUCAUCAUGUAGUCUGUGCUCAAAAGAGGACACCUGUGUGGACAAUCUAUGUAGAAAUCCAAAACGUGAUAAAAUUAUACGUUACACAAGAUGGUAUCCACCCUGGGAGAAUAGGAUCGUAUGUGACGAGUCCUGUAUUGCUGUUGUGGUUUUAAGACCAUCACUGAUGUUAUUGGCUUUUCUAAUUGUUUUUCUUAUGCAGAAGCGUUAUUCAAAUAUGAGUAUAUCUAAAUAAUCUAUUUGAAAUAUAUAUUUCAUGAAAAGUUAUGACAAGUCCU
This is a messenger RNA of Malaclemys terrapin pileata, 838 nucleotides long. RefSeq names its product glioma pathogenesis-related protein 1-like. The transcript has 6 exons. Gene Ontology annotation, cellular component: extracellular region. The coding region runs from base 1 to 795 and encodes 264 amino acids. The record is from RefSeq and is a predicted model, not a curated record. Lineage: Eukaryota; Metazoa; Chordata; Testudines; Emydidae.